UGGCGGAAUAGAUGCAGCUGCGCCGACGCUAAUGUUUGUUGCUUUAUUUUUAACCGUAUAAUCAAAUAUCCCGCCGAUUGUUUUUUUCGUGCACGCGUUGGAUUAAACUCCCCUCACAAAUGUGCACCGUUUCCCGGAGCCGGGACAUUUCACAUCGGUGCUGAAUUUGUAUUUUGCCAGGGGGAGCAUCACUGUAAAAUGAAACGGCAGGCCGAACGCGACGCGAGUCCGUCCAGGGCGCUCGCCAAACGCGUCCGCGAACGAGAGCGCGAGGCGAACCCACCGCUCGCGCUGCUCCUCGCCGAGAGCCGAAGUUACCACAAACGAAGCCGCAGCCGAGAGCGGGAAAAACCGCGGGCGCGAGAAGAGCGCGACAGCCUCCAUCACCGUGAACUUGGACUGCUGGGUCGAGCCCCGCUCCGAACCGCAUCGGUUUUGCCUAAAGGUAAGACCGCAACUGCCGACAUGGUGGGCCCACGACUUGAAUACAAGACACUACUUAUAAGCAACCUCGGCUCACAGCUUUCUGACGAGCACAUAGAGGACGGACUGUUUCACGAGUUUAAAAAGUUCGGCGACGUGAGCGUCAAGCUUUCUCACACGCCUGAACUGGGUCGCAUCGCCUACGUAAACUUCCGGCACACGGAAAACGCGCGGGAAGCGCGGCACGCUAAAACGAGGUUGGUGCUUUACGAUCGUCCCCUCAAAGUUGAACCCAUGUACAUGCGGCGUCGCAGUAUCACGCCUCCUGACGUAAGUUACGUGUCCGUGCACGGUGCUGCAUAUGCCUACAGACAGCGGUCUCUUUCUCCAGGUGCUGGAGGUAGUACGAGGGAUGUGAGAGCAAGGCAUUACGUUGAUGGUAUUGGACUCAGUCGGGACAAAGUUUUGGACUAUUAUAGCGCCUUGGAGGAAAGGAGUCGUGCGUAUGCAUAUCAGCUACCCGAGGACGACUUAAAACCAGAGGACGAUCAGAGAGCCACAAGGAAUUUAUUCAUUGGCAACUUGGAUCAUAACAUUUCCGAGGUGGAACUACGACAGGGGUUCGACAAGUAUGGGAUUAUCGAAGAAGUGGUCAUCAAGCGCCCGGCUCGUGGACAGGGGGGUGCUUAUGCUUUUCUCAAAUUUCAGAACCUGGAUAUGGCUCAUCGAGCAAAAGUGGCCAUGCAGGGACGUAUGAUUAACGGAAACCCGAUUAAGAUCGGAUACGGCAAAGCCAAUCCAACGACCCGGCUGUGGGUGGGCGGACUCGGCCCGAAUACAUCGCUGGCUGCUUUAGCCCGCGAGUUUGACCGCUUUGGGAGUAUUCGCACCAUAGACUACGUCAAAGGAGAUAAUUUUGCCUACAUUCAUUACGAGAGCCUGGACGCGGCCCAGGCCGCCUGCACGCAAAUGCGUGGCUUCCCUCUGGGCGGUCCGAACCGUAGGCUCCGUGUAGAUUUUGCCAAAGCGGAGGAGACCCGUGCGUACCCUCAACAGUACCAGCCUCCUCUGCUUCCCCCUCCACAUUUUGACGUCCUGCCCGACGGCUACGGACGGCACCGCAGUCUAGAAAGAGAACUGAGGGCAAGAGCACGUUCACCCUCCCACCCCCUGUUUGUGGAACGAGAAAAAGACCGCCUGUCGGACCGAGAGUGGAGUCCGCCGAAAGGGGAGGAGCGGAGGGCAAACCCGGAUGCGUUUGGCCGAGCGAGGCCGCGCAGUCGUAGCCGCAGCCGGGAACGCUGGAUUAAAGAGCGAGAACUGGAACGAGCACAGGGGAAAACCUUGGAGGAGCGUCGCAAACGGAAGAGCCUCAGCCCCAUCGAGCGCUCCACAGAGGAGCGUGGAAGGUCAAAGGUACGUGGACGAGCUCCCUCCACCCCGGAGGACAGCCCAGACCGGGGGCGCGGACGACUCCCUGACUCCACUUCCGAACCCCUCGAUCACACUCCUGACAUAAGCAGACACUCCGGUGACGAACGCUCAGCACAAGACGAGUCCUCGCACUCAAGGAAGGACCCCGAACGCAACCAUCGCAAAAGCGAAAGCGAUCCUGACUCUCAAACGGAAAAAUCCAAAACGGACUCCAAAAAGCCCAGCACGCUCUCGGAAUACGCUCAGACUCUUAGUCGCGUGUGGCGCGGUUCUCUUGUUCUCAAAAACAGCUGCUUCCCCACAAACAUGCACAUGCUGGAAGGCGGCGCCAGUUUUCUUCAUUCCCUCAUGAGGGACAAUCAAGCGGGCGGGUCCAAGAUCACCCAGCUCAAAAUUGCUCAGAGGCUGAGGUUAGAUCAGCCAAAACUGGACGAGGUGACGCGGCGCAUCAAACUGGGCGGCCCGAAUGGUUACGCCGUGCUCCUCGCCGUCCAGGGACCCGUGGACCGCGAAGCCCCGCCUUCAGAACCAGGCCUUCAGCAGCGCCUUCUCCGAAACCUGGUGACUUACCUCAGGAACAAGCAGGCGGCCGGGGUCAUCGGUUUGCCUCUUGGUGGCCCCAAAGAGAAAGAGAUGGGGGGCAUGUUGUACGCUUUUCCGCCGUGCGAUUUCUCACAGCAGUAUCUCCAGACUGCGCUGAAAACUCUUGGAAAACUCGAGGAGGAGCAUCUGGUCAUUGUGGUGGUUAGAGACUCUUAACAGAUCCAUUUCGAUAAGUUAGAUAACACUUUGUUCCCACGAUCAUCCAGAUGUUAUGCCUCUUGAUUUUAGUGUUUUUAAGUCCAUGGCAUUCACUCCAUUUACUUUGAAAGGUUUUUAAUAUGGAAAAAACUCCCCAACAAGCGUCAACAAACAUACCAGCGAGUUUUACUGUCCAAACAAUGUUCGAAAGUGUGAUUGUCCUCUUGAAAAAUGUGUUUAUAAUUUGGCAUGCAACGCAAAUUGACUGAGUUAUUGUUUUUUUUUUUUGCAAUUUGCUGGUUUUACAUUUGUUUCAUAAAUGAGCCCAUUGACCUGCAUUCAAGUAUAAUAAUAUGUUCUUUGCGUUUUAACACAUUUAACAAUUCUUUUCUCCCACAUUACAUCACUUUGUCCAUUCACACUAACUGGAUAAAAGUGUAGUUUUUCCAUUGUCAGCGAUAUACAGUACUCGAGAAGGCAUUUGGCAUCUACCUCUUAAAUCACGUAACGCAUCAGGUUUCUUCAACCUUGUUUUUGAGCCCACUCCAAUGCCAUUGUGUUUUAAAUAUGCCCCUGGAACACUAACAGAGGUCAUGUGACCACGUGUACUGUACCAAUCCGAAUACACUAAAGUCUGUAAACAUUAUGAACACUAUUGCUCGUGUAACUGUUUGUUUGUGCGCAGGAAUGUUUUUUUAUGCAUUAUCCAUGUUUCGACUGCCCUCCUUUGUAUGACUUUUUGCCAAGUCAUUUUAACACGGUAAAUUGAGCCAACGCAGGUUUUAACAGGUGCUUUUGUAAUGGCUAUAAAAUGUCCAGCCAUUUCAGUUUCGUGAUGUUUGUCAAGCUCUAAUCAAGUGUUAUUUUGAGAUUUUAGUUAUUGGUGUUUGAAAGCCUGUCUGCCAACACUACAACCUUUGCACUGAACACAGUCAUUGUUUUGUUUUUAUUGCCUUCUGUUGUUAUAUCCCCUCUUUUAUCACUCCUUUUUGUAACACCUUUUUUCUAGGAAAAUCUUUUUUUCCCGUCUGUAUGCAAACCAUAUGUAUAACACAAAACUGUAAGUAAAC
Messenger RNA from Triplophysa rosa, 3668 nucleotides. RefSeq names its product RNA binding motif protein 15B (gene rbm15b). Gene Ontology annotation, cellular component: nucleus. Gene Ontology annotation, biological process: regulation of alternative mRNA splicing, via spliceosome. Bases 199 to 2616 code for a protein of 805 amino acids. The record is from RefSeq and is a predicted model, not a curated record. Lineage: Eukaryota; Metazoa; Chordata; Actinopteri; Cypriniformes; Nemacheilidae. The transcript has a single exon. Gene Ontology annotation, molecular function: mRNA binding.